Dentiscutata erythropus is the source of this 206-nucleotide messenger RNA. NCBI's taxonomy places the organism in Eukaryota, Fungi, Glomeromycota, Glomeromycetes, Diversisporales, Gigasporaceae. The record is from the annotation of a GenBank genome assembly.
AUAAUACUAACAACAAUACUAAUAUUAUUGAAGAACAAGACUCUUUAUAUAAUGAAAUACAAGAUUCUUUGCAAAAAGAAUUAAAUGUAGAUUCUUUAACUUUAAAAGCAUUAUUUGAUAAUUCAUUAAAUAAAAACCUCAUCUUUUAUGUGAAUAUCUUAAACCAAGUGAUAGCAAGAUUUUCAUUUGCUGUAUACUAUGUUUAG